AUGCGGCUGCUACGGCUAAAAAUUGAGGAGCUGAAGCGGCAGUCGAUGAUCGCCCAGACACGUGCCCGCCACACGGAGCAGCUAAAGGAGGAUAUCAAGCAGCUGCAGUACGAGCUGACGGCACAGCGCGCCAGAGUCCAGGCCCUCACGGAGGAAGCCGAGAACCCGAAGAAUGCGCUGCGCUGGGAGAAGGUGGAAGGGCAAGACCCCACGCCGGAGGAGCUCGAGCGCAAAAUCACACACCUGCAGCGCCGCCUCAUUACAAAGUCGGAGGAGUGCGUGGAGAAAGACAUGGAGCUGCAGGAGAAGCAGCGCCUUGUGACGGAGCUGCAGAACAUACUCGCCCGCCAGCCCGGGCUUGAGGUGGCGCAGCAGCUGAAUGUGUAUCAGAAGGACCUGCAGCACAAGAAUGUUGUGAUGAAGCAGAAGGCGUCGGAGCUCAAUAUGACGUCGACGCACAUUUCAGAGUUGAAGUACGAGGCGGAGCGGCUACGGCGCGAGCUGCAUGAGACGAAGCGAAAGUACUAUGAAAUGCGGAUGAGCAACGAUGCCCUCUCAGAGGGUCUCUUGAACGGCAAGAAACAAAGACAUCCGCAGAAUCUACAGCAAACGUAA
This is a messenger RNA of Trypanosoma grayi, 615 nucleotides long. RefSeq lists its product as hypothetical. NCBI's taxonomy places the organism in Eukaryota, Euglenozoa, Kinetoplastea, Trypanosomatida, Trypanosomatidae. The coding region runs from base 1 to 615 and encodes 204 amino acids. The record is from RefSeq and is a predicted model, not a curated record. The transcript has a single exon. Gene Ontology annotation, cellular component: cytoskeleton.